Microtus oregoni (creeping vole) is the source of this 8262-nucleotide messenger RNA. It is a transcript of the gene Lmtk2, whose product is annotated as lemur tyrosine kinase 2. The record is from RefSeq and is a predicted model, not a curated record. NCBI's taxonomy places the organism in Eukaryota, Metazoa, Chordata, Mammalia, Rodentia, Cricetidae. The coding region runs from base 309 to 4796 and encodes 1495 amino acids. Gene Ontology annotation, molecular function: protein kinase activity; ATP binding. Gene Ontology annotation, biological process: protein phosphorylation. The transcript has 14 exons.
CCUACGUCACAUGACGCAGCCCAUCAUGGCGGCGGGAGCGCGGCUGCCUGGGCCCGCGGCUCCGCAGGGUGGCUGCCGUUGCUGCUAUUGAGGGGCGGCGGCGGCGCAGACAGGCGGGAAGGAUGAUGAUGGUUCCGCGGCCAGAGCGGCAGAUGCAGACCGGGAACGAGGUUGAAGUUUGGCUGAAGAGACGUGUGUCCCGAAGCAGCCGGCGCCAGUGUCGCUGAGGCAGCGCUGAGGACUGACUGACCGACUGACUGAAGACGGCGACCCGAGAGCCGGCCCCAGGGGACCGCGCGGUUUACGAGAUGCCGGGGCCGCCGGUGUCCUCGCCGCCGCCGGUGCUGCUGCUGCUGCUGCUCCUGGCCGUCGGCAGUGCCCGGGCCGCGCCACUUCCGCAAACAGGUGCAGAGGAAGCACCUGUUGCAGAAGUUCCUUCCCUGUUUGUGAUCCUGUCGGUGUGCAGUUUAAUGAUACUGAUAGUGUUAAUUGCAAACUGUGUUUCCUGCUGUAAGGAUCCAGAAAUAGACUUUAAGGAAUUUGAAGAUAAUUUUGAUGAUGAGAUAGAUUUCACACCACCUGCAGAAGACACCCCCUCUGUCCAGUCCCCAGCAGAGGUCUUCACACUCUCAGUGCCAAAUAUUUCACUUCCAGCUCCAUCCCAGUUCCAGUCUUCUGUGGAAGGUUUCAAGUCUCAAGUUGCCCGACACAGUCUAAACUAUAUACAAGAAAUUGGAAGUGGCUGGUUUGGAAAGGUCCUCCUGGGAGAGACUUACACGGGCACCAGCGUAGCAAGAGUCAUAGUGAAGGAGUUAAAAGCAAGUGCAAGCCCAAAGGAACAAGAUACUUUCCUGAAAAAUGGAGAGCCUUAUUAUAUUCUUCAGCAUCCGAAUGUCCUUCAGUGUGUGGGGCAGUGCGUGGAAGCAAUUCCCUACCUUCUGGUGUUUGAGUUCUGCGACCUGGGCGACCUGAAGGCUUACCUGCGCAAUGAGCAAGAGCAUGUGCGGGGAGAUUCACAGACCAUGCUGCUGCAGAGGAUGGCGUGUGAGAUUGCUGCAGGGUUGGCAGCCAUGCAUAAGCUGCACUUCCUGCACAGUGAUCUGGCCCUACGGAAUUGUUUUCUCACCUCCGACUUAAAUGUCAAAGUGGGCGACUAUGGAAUAGGAUUCAGCAGAUACAAGGAGGAUUACAUUGAGACAGAUGACAAAAAAAUUUUCCCUCUGAGGUGGACUGCUCCAGAAUUAGUGACCAGCUUUCAAGACAGACUCCUGACUGCAGAGCAGACUAAAUACAGUAAUAUCUGGUCAUUGGGUGUGACACUUUGGGAACUCUUCAGUAAUGCUGCUCAGCCUUAUGCAAAUCUUUCCGACCUGGAUGUUCUCAAUCAAGUCGUUAGAGAGAGGGACAUGAAACUCCCAAAGCCCCAGCUGGAGCAGCCUUAUUCUGAUAGAUGGUAUGAAGUGUUACAGUUCUGCUGGCUGUCUCCUGACAAGAGGCCAGCCGCAGAAGAUGUGCACCGACUACUCACUUACCUGCGGAUGCAGAGCCAGCGGGACUCAGAGGUCGACUUUGAACAGCAGUGGACCGCUCUCAAGCCAAACACCACCAGCAGGGACACGUCAAGUAGUGCCGCCUUCCCCAUCCUUGACCACUUUGCCCGGGACCGGCUAGGUCGGGAGAUGGAGGAGGUCCUCACAGUGACUGAGACCAGCCAGGGGCUGAGCUUUGAGUAUGUGUGGGAAGCUGCCAAGCAUGACCAUUUUGAUGAGCGAGCUCGGAGUCACCCCGACGAAGCCUUGUCGUUCUCCAGCAUGUUCUUCCCAGUUGAGGUGUUUGAGAGUUCACUUUCAGAUCCUGGCCCUGGCAAACAAGAUGAUAGUGGCCAAGAAGUCCCCCUGAGGGCCCCUGGGGUGGUUCCUGUGUUUGAUGCCCACAACCUCUCUGUUGGAAGUGACUAUUACAUCCAAUUGGAAGAGAAAAGCAGCAGCAACUUAGGGCUGGAUUAUCCACCCACACUGCUCACAACUGAAGUGGAUAACCCAGAAAGGGCUGGAGCUGAGGCACCCCAGCUCACGACCCUCAAGAACCUUGUGUCUGAGGAACCCAGUACAGAUGACGAUUUCUUCCAGAGCAGUGCCCUACCUAAAGAACCCAGCUCUGCCGAGGACUCGCAUGCAGCCAGCCUCCCUGGGAGCCCUUUCAACAUUUCCAGUGACCUUGACAGAGCAGAUGACCUGCCCAGUCACCAAAAAAUAUUUGAUCUAAUGGAACUAAAUGGGGUCCAAACUGACUUUAAGCCAGCCACCUUGAGUUCGAGCCUGGAUGACCCCAAAGACACUUGCCACCCUGACAAAGAAAAGUCCCGUAAACUUUUCGACCAGGACCCUCUGUGCUUAUCAGAAAGUCUUUUGCACCAAGAUCACUUUGAUCCACUGAGUGUUCAAGAAUUAUCAAAAAACUUUUUAUUUCUUCAGGAGAAAAAUCUUCUGAAAGACUCACUGCCUAGCAAGGAGCCAGUGAACGAUCUUCAAACAGAACUUAAGAAUGCAGGUUUUACCUCGACACUGUUAGGUUCACCCCAGAGAGACUCUCUGAGUUCUGAAGUUGAGUUUCCUGAGACGACACUGGGCUUUCCUCUGUCACAGGAAAGCGUGAGCAGAGAGAAUGAAGGUACAGGUGUCAUGCCUCAGGACAGUACGUCACCACAGGCCUCCCCGGAAGUGCAGAUGCCUCCGGCCUCACUCACAGAAGAAGAACCUUCUAAUGGCCCCUUAGAUUCAAUUCUGAGGCCAGGAGAACUCAAAUCUUUUAUAGAUGUCAGAGUCCCUGAGGACUCCAUCUGCCUGGCUGUAAGCCCCAGCCCUAUGACUACCCCAGAUGAAACUCUUACUGAUGCCAAAACUCAUGAUGAGGGUGAUGGACCCCCAGACAUCACUUGCCAAAACAAGGAGGCCUUGAAUCUCACCAAAAGAGACUCCACUUUUGUGAAUGAUGAUCUUACUGGUCAGGAUAGUAUGGGGAGUAGUCUUCCAGAAUCCAGACAGGAUUUACAAAAUCAGCCAUUUUCAGAAGACCUUCUUAGUGGCAGCUCACUAGAGAAAAGUUCGGAAACUGUGGAGGCUUUAAAUGAGAUCAAUUGCAAGGCUGCCCCCAAAGAUGCAGCCCUGGCAUCUGCCCUCUCCUCAGACUCCACCAGCCAAGAUAGCCUCUUAGAAGACAGUUUGUCAACACCCAUCCCCACCUCAGAGCAGUCUGUGGAAACACCAGAUUCCCUGGACUCAGUGGAUGUCCAUGAGGCAUUGCUAGAGUCCCUGGGCUCCCACACCCCGCAGAAACUCUUGCCCCCUGAUAAGCCCGCAGAUAGUGGCUAUGAAACAGAGAACCUGGAGUCUCCUGAGUGGACCCUGCACCCUGCACCUGAGGGCACUGCUGAUUCAGACGCGACUGCAGCAGGUGACAGUGGCCAGAACAGUUUGCCUCCCAAUCCAGUCAUUGUCAUCUCAGAUGCGGGUGAUGGCCACAGGGGUGCUGAAGGCCACCCUCAGAGCUUCACACUAGGCACCCAGAGUUCGUAUCGAGACUCUGCAUACUUCUCAGACAAUGACUCAGAGCCAGAUAAAAAGCCUGAGGAGGUCCCAGUGACAUCUGCCUCUGCCUCUGCCUCUGCCCCGGCCUUGGUAAAAGGCCAGUCCCCGCCCGAGCCUGUUGUUCCAGAGGAAAGUUCUGACGUCGGAGACAGCUGUUUGGAAGCCCCACAGAGCCAGCCAGAUCAAAGUCAGGUGUCUGCUUUGCAGAAUUCUUGUCACUCAGAACUACAAGAAAUGUUGCAGCCCACACCAGCUGAUGCUUCCAGAGAGACAUUGCCUGUGGAUGAUGAGGCCAGCAGCCCCUUUAGUUUGCUGAAUUCAGAACUUAGCAGCUGUGAUGACCUGGAGACACAGGAAGAUCGCCCAUGCACCCUGGCCUCUACCGGCACCAACACUAAUGAACUCCUUGCAUACACAAGUUCCACACUGGAUAAGUCCAUGUCCAGCCACUUCGAGGGCCCGAAGCUGAAGGAACCAGACAUCGAAGGGAAGUACCUCGGCAAACUCUGUGUGUCUGGGGUGCUGGACCUCUCAGAGGAUGGGAUGGAUGCUGAUGAGGAAGAUGAGAACAGUGACGACUCGGACGAGGACCUGCGGGCCUUCAACUUGCACAGCCUUAGCUCCGAGUCAGAAGACGACACAGAGCACCCGGUGCCCAUUAUAGUUAGUAAUGAUGAUGGCAGGCACUUGCGGAGUUUGUUGAAACCCUCAGCUGCUGAGGCUAUUGAGCAGCUGCCAGAUGACUGGAAGAAAGAAAAGAAGGCAGUGACAUUUUUUGAUGAUGUCACUGUUUACCUGUUUGACCAGGAAACUCCCACCAAAGAACUGGGGCACUGUGGAGGAGAAGCACAUGGUCCUGGGCCCAGCAGCCCAGCAGCAGCAUCAGGCUCACCCUACCUGGGCAGGUGCAUGAAUUCGGAGAGCUCCACGGAUGAAGAAGGUGGAGGCUUUGAAUGGGACGAUGACUUCUCCCCAGAUCCUUUCAUGUCCAAAACAACAAGCCUUCUGGGUUCCAAGCCUUCUCUUCAAACCUCCAAAUACUUUUCUCCCCCACCACCGGCCAGGAGUGCAGAGCAGAACUGGCCACAUGUGUCCCCCUGCUCCAGGUUCUCCAUCUCUCCCGCCAACAUUGCCAGCUUCUCUCUCACACAUCUCACGGACUCAGACAUUGAACAAGGAGGCAGCAGUGAAGAUGGAGAGAAAGACUAGGCGGCUGUGGACACACUCUCCUUGCCCAAGCCGCAUUCCUGCAUGUCCGCCUGAGCGACCACAUCGACUCCUUGAUGGCUGACAUAAGGCUCAGGAAGCCAGCUCCCUCUGCAGCCCUCGCCUGUCCUGCUCCUGCAUUAGACACGCUCUGUGCUGGGCAUCCUGUUGAGGUGGCUGCACUUCCACAUGGCUGUGGCGCAUGAGUGUUGGGGACCUGUGCACCCCCAGUCAUGGGUCUGUUUUCUGUAUGGGUGUCUUCCCCACCACAUCUGAGCUUCUAGUUUGGGCACAGGUGCCACAAAGGGGUACACCAGGGGAAUGGUCACAAGUGAGCCAUAUUUAUUGUUUUUUAAGAAAAUCACUAAUUGCUGUCUGACUGCACUGUGGGUGAGUGUUUGAGCUCCCAAUAUUGUACAGCAUCGUAAAUUAUACAAGGAAAACAUGGCAGGCCAAGAUGGUGCUGUCCACUGUUUUUUAGGCUUUUUUGUUCUGUUUUGUUUUGUUUUUGUUUUCUUUCUUUCUUUUUUUUUCCUGUCUUCUCGUGUGUUUGCCCUGCAUGGUACUGUAAAGCUUCAAUAUUUUGAGUGUUCUGUCUUCAGACCUGUGGGAAGUGUACAUGGGUACUUUUUCCCAGGCCAUGCUGACUCUGGGUGUUUGUGUUCUAUGUUCCUAGAGGAAAUAUUUCUGAUGAGUUCAGAACUGCUGCUUAGUUUUGUUGAUUGCAUCAAGCAUGUUUCUGUAUAAGGUGGAUUCUCUCUGAGCAGCCUGUCCUGCCUCUUGUGCUUUUAAAUCCUCUUGGUAAAAAUCCAAUAAGAGAUGCACCCAGAACUCAGUGCUCUCAGUGCCCAGGGCCAUUUUGUGGUGUGGCAGAUGAGGCCCAUAUACUUCCUCUCCACAGAGGCCAGCCUGCAAGAGUUCUCAUAUGUCCUGCAGGCAGGCGGGGACCUCUGAGGCCCCACGAAGAACGGUGGGUGCAAAGAGCAGUUUGUCCAGUGUAGAUGCUGCUGAGAGAGCUGUUUGCAAAUGGCUGGGGUUGGGGCUUCCCAUUCCAGGACACAGCACCCAGGAGACGGCAGCACUCUGCACCUGCAGGGCCUCCAGCAACCCUGGGGGACCCACACAUGCCUCCCCAUCUGUGUCAAGCACUCUGCUCUCCUCUUGUUCUGAAAGGGAUCUCAAGUCUCCAGCAUAGCCUCAGCAUCGAAGGAUCUGGUAUCCCCAACACAAGGCUGGCCUCACUCUGCUGGCCAGGAGUCCGCUUUGACGUAAGGAAGUGUUGGCGGCCAGUGCCAUGGCAAUGCCAUGUUGAGCGGGAACUGCACCUGUUGGGUUGGCUCUUACAUGGGCUGAUGACCCCAGUACUUCCCGGUGCUGACCCCACUAUCCAGACUCCAGUGUGACAUUGGGGUGUCUCCAGGCCCUGACUGGGACAUGGUGUUGUCAAUCAGAGGGACUUGGGCCCGCCUACAGAGUGCGAGUGUGGAUGUCGGCAUCAGUUUACAUAGCAAAUUAUGAUCUUUAUUAGCAACUCUUGAUUCGAUCCAUGAAUUUUUUUAUACUAAGCAAUAACUUUAUAAUCAACAGAAGACAAUUAAGAACAGAGUCUCCUUUUCCCAUACUUGGUGCAGGCCUAGCAUGCCGGGGCUCCAUAGAAAGCACUGGAUCUUGUGACAUGUAUAUUACAAACAGGGCAUUUGAAAGUAAUUUUGCCAAAAUUAUCAUAACUAAAUUUUUUUGCUGUGUGAAAUUUCUGAUAUUUUUUUUUACCUCUAUCUACCAGUCUUAGUUGAGAAGGAGAGAAGCAGUUAUAUUAAGAUUUUUUUCUUUUCAAAUUAUAGGUUUAAGAAGUUCAGAUUCACUGAUUACAAUCAUAGGGAUCCAUAGACUCUAUAUAUAGGCUUCUUACACAGCCAGCCCGGGGUAGAUUUAUUGAUGGCUGAGAGCUGGCCAUCUUUCACCAUGUUGAGGGAAUUUUAACAAUACAAUCCCAUUUAUAUUUAUAUCUAUAUCACUCUCAUGGUUAAUUGCCAAAACAAAAGCAUUUUAUAUCUUGAGUUGGUGGGGGUGGGUGGGUCUUUUCUGUGGCAUCACAUGGAAGGGAAGACUAGUGUGUAACACUUGUCAGUGCGCCCUCCCAAAGUCCCAAGCAAUAUACAGACGUCUCCAGAGAUUAAAUUCCUGCCCAUUUUUGAAAAGUGAGCAUGUGCUUUGCCAUCCAAUAUGGGUUUUGUCUUGUUUUGUUUUUUGUUUUUGUUUUUGGCUUUUUCAAGACAGGGUUUUUCCGUGUAGUUCUGACUGUCCUGGAAACAUGCUUUGUAGACCAGGCUGGCCUCAAACUCACAGAGAUCUGCCUGCCUCUGCCUCCCAAGUUCCUCCACCACACCCAGUUGGUUUUGUUUCAGUGAUAAUUUGGUUGCUGUUGGUGGGCUUCCAGACUUGCUCAUUCAACAAGCAGUGAAAUCAGUGGCCCUGUAGCUGGCUCGGGGUUGGACCCAGUGGUUCUUUCCUGCCUUCCUGAGUGCCCAUCUUCCACCUAUCAGACUGGAAACUGACCUUUGAAGUUCUCUUUAAAAAUAAAAUAAUAAUGAGCCCUCCAUGUCUUCCUUUGCUAUCCUCCAUUUGUUAUAUGAAGACUGAUCCUAAGUCAGAAAGAAAAAUGUAGUCCCCUCCCAAUGAGACUCAGACUCUGCCUGGCCAGAGUCAGUCACUGAAAGGCUACAGUUGCCAGCGGCCUCUGUUUCCAGCUGUAGAGGCCUGACUGUUUUUAGGAAGAUGGCUUUAUCUAAGAAGGUCUGUCUCCCUGCUGUGAAAUGCCCUUUUAAACCUUUUUUUUUUCUUCAUAUUUCUCAUAGGGUAUUUGUAGAAUUAGUGACCUAUUGCAUGUCUGUCCCCGGGGCUGGGGAAGAAAGCAGGCAGCGCCUCAACCUCCCCCCCACCUCAGCCCAUUGCCUGAAAUCUCAGGUGUAACCAAGUGUCAGGUUCUGUGUGCUACACCUCAGAGCACCCACCUCGAGAGACUGGGCAGACACGGUUACUUCAAACAUACAUCUCAAUAUUCCUUAGGUAGCACACAGGGUGGCACUGUUUGGCCAUAAGGAAACGCCGUUUAACUUCCAAAUAGGUUCUUAAGAUGCUCUGACAGUAUUGUGUCACCCAUAGCCAUCGCAGUGGCUGAGCAUGUGGUGUUUGGUUACUGAAGCCUGCACAGGCGAAGCUGGGUCUGGACGACCAGACUUGUGCACGUGCCCACUGUUUGAUCAUGUCCACAGCUUGAGACCUGGGUGGGGCAGUCACACCCUCCAGGCCUGCCACCUACUGGGUUGUACUUCACACAGUCAGAAGGUUCAUGGCAAAAUAACAGUUAAUGAACUUGGAGUUUAAAUUGUGUACAUUUUUAAAUUGUAAGAUUUUUACUGUAUAUUGAAACUUAGUGUGAUUCAAUAAAUUGCUUGUAAUUUAAAAACUA